AUGGAUUCGUCUGGUCCUGCAAGGGAAAAGGGCAAGGCAAAAGCUGUGGCAAGAAGAACUAGGGCAAGAGCUAAGGCUAAAGCUAAGGCUAAAGCUAAGGCAAAAGAUAAUACAAAAGCUAAUACAAAAGCUAAGGCAGAAGCUAAUACAGAAGCUAAGGCAAAAACUAAUACAGAAGCUAAGGAAAAAACUAAUACAGAAGCUAAGGCAGAGUGUGCUCCUCCUCCAGAGAAGCCUCGGGUUCUGCUUGCUUGUUGUGGAAGUAUUUGUGCAGCAAAAUUUGAGCGUGUUUGUAGACAUUUUUUAGAAUGGGCAGAAGUGAAGGUAGUUCUCACAAGAUCAGCUUUGCCUUAUAUUGGAGAUCAAACAUUUCCCGAUGAUCUACUUGCAUGUAUUGAUGAGCACGAGUGGCUUACUUGGAAACAGAUAGGUGAUCCUGUGGUCCACAUUGAGCUUCGUGAAUGGGCUGAUAUCAUGGUCAUUGCUCCAUUGUCAUUAAACACUCUUGGCAAGAUAGCGGGAGGGUUGUGUGACAAUCUUCUGACAUGCAUUGUGAGAGCAUGGGACUACGAGAAGCCAUUUUUUGUUGCACCAUCCAUGGAGUCUUCUGAGUGGAUAGACUCAUUAACUGAAGAUCAUGCGAUGGCCAUUGAUGAGCUUGGCAUCCAUCUCAUCCCACCUGUUCCUCAGAGGGCAUCUGAGUAUCACGCAAUGGCACAACCUUUCACCAUUUACUCAAGUGUGAGAGCUUCUUAUGAGUUAAAGAUGAAAGGAAAGUAUGGUCAGGUUUAG
Molecule: messenger RNA, 792 nt
Organism: Glycine soja
Lineage: Eukaryota; Viridiplantae; Streptophyta; Magnoliopsida; Fabales; Fabaceae
Product: probable phosphopantothenoylcysteine decarboxylase
Exons: 2
Coding region: 1-792 (263 amino acids)
Biological process (GO): coenzyme A biosynthetic process
Cellular component (GO): phosphopantothenoylcysteine decarboxylase complex
Molecular function (GO): FMN binding; phosphopantothenoylcysteine decarboxylase activity
Source: RefSeq, a predicted model, not a curated record